Molecule: messenger RNA, 1317 nt
Organism: Pelodiscus sinensis (Chinese soft-shelled turtle)
Lineage: Eukaryota; Metazoa; Chordata; Testudines; Trionychidae
Source: RefSeq, a predicted model, not a curated record
UUGGCCCGUCAGAGGAACAGUCUCGCUGGUCAGAAGCGUUGGCUGGUGAACUCUGCCGUUAGACGCCGCGGUGACACGGGACAUAGGGACCCCAGGUUGGAUGUGCACGUGGCGCAUCAGAGGAACAGUCCGUCUCUCUAGUGAGACGCUUCUGCUGCUGAACUCUGCCGUUAGAUGCUGCGGUGACACGGGAACUAGGGACCCCAGGCAACAAUGAAGCAACUCGCUGUCCUCUUGCUCCUCUUCCCCCUGACCAGGGCAGCCCCUUGCGCUGAGGGCAACUGUGACCCUGACCUGAAACUCGCCAUCCGCCAGCUGCUGGACAACUGGGAAGACUCGUCUUGCUCUCAGGGUGACCAGAGCUCCCAGGGCCUGCCCCGGAGCUGCAAGGAAAUUAAAUCCACCCAGAAGGGAGCUGGAGAUGGGAUUUACACCCUGCGCACCAAGGAUGGCGAGACCUACCAGACCUUCUGUGACAUGACCACCAAUGGGGGCGGCUGGACCCUGGUGGCCAGCGUGCACGAGAACAACAUCUACGGGAAGUGCACGGAGGGCGACCGCUGGUCCAGCCAGCAGGGGAGCAACGCCAACUACCCCGAGGGAGACGGCAACUGGGCCAAUUACAACACCUUCGGCUCCGCGGUGGGCGCCACCAGCGACGACUACAAGAACCCAGGUUAUUAUGAUCUGCAAGCCCAGGACCUGUCUGUGUGGCACGUGAGCAACAAUACACCCCUGAAGGAAUGGAAGACCAGGUCCAUCCUGCGGUACCACACCGAAACAGGCUUCCUGUCUGAAGAGGAAGGGAACCUCUUCAAACUCUACCAGAAAUACCCAGUGAAAUACGGCGCCGGCGUCUGCAAAACCAACAAUGGCCCCGUCGUGCCCAUUGUCUAUGACUACGGUGAUGCUGAGCGAACCGCCAAUUAUUACCCUCCAAACAGCCAAACUGAAUUCGUCGCGGGCUACGUCCAGUUCCGUGUAUUUAAUUAUGAGAAGGCGGCCAUGGCUCUGUGUUCGGGGGUUAAAGUCACUGGCUGCAACACUGAAACGUACUGCAUAGGUGGAGGAGGGUUCUUCCCAGAAGGGAACCCAGCUCAGUGCGGAGAUUUCACUGCCUUUGCCUGGGACGGCUACGGAACCCAUCGGGGCUGGAGCGUAUCCAAGGAGAUGCUUGAAUCCGCAGUGCUGCUCUUCUACCGCUGAGUCUGGAAAGGCCGACGUGCCGCAGUAAAGAACACUGCUCCCUUCCAGCCCGGCCUGCUCCCUGGGAGGAGAAAUAUCUGUGAUGCAAAUAAAUAAAGUGAAGUGGGCUGG